This is a messenger RNA of Dermacentor albipictus, 918 nucleotides long. The record is from RefSeq and is a predicted model, not a curated record. Lineage: Eukaryota; Metazoa; Arthropoda; Arachnida; Ixodida; Ixodidae.
AUGUCCACACAGGACGUAAUGCUGCUUCUAAAACACAAGAUUAUUGACAAGGCCUCCAGAGACACCAGAGCCGUCCUGGCACUGGACCUAGAAAAGGCCUUCGACAAGGUACUGCACUCUCACAUACUCGAGUCGAUUAAAGAAGCAGGUCUAGGAGAAAAAUUCUACAAGUACGUCAGCUCCUUCCUAAAGGAUAGAAAAGCCACUAUUCGCCUAGGAGCUCUGGGCUCGAGAACAUUCGAUCUCGGGCCCAGAGGCACCCCGCAAGAGGCAGUCCUCUCCCCGUUUCUAUUUAACUUAUCCAUGAGAGCUCUUUCCCAAAAGCUGGCCGAGAUUGAGGCUGUCGGUCACGCCUUCUACGCCGACGACAUCACAGUCUGGUGCGAGGGAGGUAGCGGCGGGUACAUCGAAGAGAAAUUGCAAACAGCGAUCACAGUCGUUGAGGAGUUUCUCGCGAAGGCAAGACUCUGCCUGUCGGCUAAGAAAUCGGAACUGCUACUAUGCCGACCCACAAUCGGUGCAAAGAAAGGGACACCUCCCGAUAUCUCUAUCACCACCGAGACCAGAUCCGUCAUUCCGGUAGUACACAGAAUCAGAAUCCUGGGCAUGUUCCUGGAGGAGGACGGCAGUAAUGACUACACCUUAGAGCGCAUCGCAACCAAAGCCGGUUCCAUGACAAAGUUAAUCACGAGGGUGGCCAACAAAAAAGGGCGGCUAUCGGAGGAUAAUCUUAGGCCACUCUUCCACGCCUUCCUAAUUAGCCACAUUAACUAUAUAGCCCUGGCCCACAAAUGGAGCAGAAGGGACGCGGACAGAGUAGAAACAAUCACUCGCAAGAACAUAAAAAAAGGCACUGGGUCUCCCACAGAGCACCAGUACGAAAAGGCUGUUGGAGCUAGGUGUCCACAACACCUUUGA